AUGAGCCUACGUUGCAUUUUCUCCGUCACCUGGGACUUUGCAUUCCAGUACUACGCCAACGGUGGCGCUUGGACCGAAGAUACCGGUCACAAGCUCACCCUCAUUCUCGGUGGAAGCGGCACAUCCGGUAUACUUCGAAUUAGGGCCUCGUCUGGCCACACAUUCAGUGUUGUCGUGGGGUACCAUAAUUCCGAUUUCUGGUAUGAUGCACAGGUUGAUCUUCCUGAUGAUGAUACGGCAGCCAAGCUACACCCGGAGUACUAUAACAGCGGGAAACUAUCAUCCCAGGCAUAUCCCUCUAUUGAGCGAAAGAACUCAGCGGGGCGGAUGGUGAAGGUGCACUUGCAGAGUCUGCCGUGUGGAAUUCCGCCUGUUAUUAUCAAUUACUCGUGA
This is a messenger RNA of Aspergillus piperis CBS 112811, 393 nucleotides long. RefSeq lists its product as uncharacterized. The transcript is spliced from 3 exons. NCBI's taxonomy places the organism in Eukaryota, Fungi, Ascomycota, Eurotiomycetes, Eurotiales, Aspergillaceae. Bases 1 to 393 code for a protein of 130 amino acids. The record is from RefSeq and is a predicted model, not a curated record.